UGUUCUAAAAAUAACUUUCAAGCUUACUUUGCAAACUAAUCAGAAAUUGAAAUGUGAAAUACUUUUUCCAGAAAAAAAUGAAAUUUGUCAUGACUACAUUUUUGGAUGUUGCUUUAAAGGAGAUAAAUGUAUGGGCAUCCAUUCUUCUAUGCCAUAUCAAUGGGAGGUGGAGAAUGGAUGUGGCUGGUCACGUAUCCCAGAUAAUGAGGGCAUUGAGAGAGACUACUGUGACCCAGCAAAGACAGAGAGCCAUGGAAUACCACCGGUGAAUUUUAUCCUCAUGAUCCACGGUCACAGCAAAGUUCGGCGACUUGCUACGGUUUCCUCCCUGGACCAACCAGAAGCUGUCCUUGCUACCAAGUGGGCUUGGUACUGGGAAGAAGAGGAUGAAUGCUGGAAUGCAUUUUGGUCAUCAACUAUGGAGGACCUAGAGAGGGUGUACAGUGAUCCCUCUCUUGGCUCAGUGUUUGAGUUCACUGCUGGACGACACACCUAUGAAGUCAAUUUGGAAGACAUGAUCCAGAGUAACAAGAGCUCACACACCCAAAGAUGGGUCAGAAGACGGCCGAUCUUCAACUCUGCCAUAGAUGUUCAGAGAGCAAUUUGCACAUCCAAUACCAACACUUCGAUUGUGCCACCUUUCUGGGACCAGUCUCGAUUGCCUGGGAUCGGCUUUGAGAGAGUUAUGUUGUCAAGCUCAACAGGUGAACACGAAGACAUCAAGGCCCUUUUUGAGAAAACUGUGGUGGGGUUUCAAAUACACACCAUUGAGAGAGUACAAAACCCAGCCCUAUGGAAGUUCUACAUGCUACAAAGAGAUCAAAUGAAAUCUUCCUUGACAAGCAUCAAUGAGAAGCAGCUUUUCCAUGGUACUGACUCCAAAUACUUUGACAGUAUUUGCAGAGACAACUUUGACUGGAGAAUAUGUGGAAAGAAUGGAACUUCCUACGGAAAAGGAAGUUACUUUGCUAGGGAUGCUAAGUACUCACACGCAUACACCAGCCAGUCAGGAUUGAGGUCCAUGUUUGUUUGUCAGGUGCUGGUGGGAGACUACACUGUGGGAAACUCCAGAUAUGAGAAACCACCUCCUAAAGAAACCGGAGGAUCCAGCUUCUAUGACAGCUGUGUGGACAACAUUCAAGACCCCAGAGUGUUUGUAGUUUUUGAAACGCAUCAGGUUUACCCCGAGUACCUCAUACAGUACAGUGAUGGUAGCACUCAGCAAAACCCUGCUCCCCAGCCUGGCCCUGCUCCUCCACCAAACCCUGCUCCCCAGCCUGGCCUUGCUCCUCCACCAAACCCUGCUCCCCAGCCAAAUCCCUCUGAUUCAGAUGAACCUGAAUUUAAUUGUUGUGUUCAGUGCUUGAUAAGGACUUUCCGUUGGCCAUUAUACAUUUGUGUUCGCUGCUGUGAUGAUUGACCAGGCCUUAGUGAAUACAGUGGGAGGGGGGGGGGUCGAGGGAUUUUACAAAACACUCCUAGUUUGUGUCAUCUGCCGUCAAACUGAUUGUCUUCAUUUGAAAAUGUAGUUAUUGUCAUUUGUAACA
Oncorhynchus nerka (sockeye salmon) is the source of this 1547-nucleotide messenger RNA. RefSeq names its product protein mono-ADP-ribosyltransferase PARP12-like. The transcript is spliced from 9 exons. Lineage: Eukaryota; Metazoa; Chordata; Actinopteri; Salmoniformes; Salmonidae. Gene Ontology annotation, molecular function: NAD+-protein mono-ADP-ribosyltransferase activity; NAD+ poly-ADP-ribosyltransferase activity. The coding region runs from base 131 to 1420 and encodes 429 amino acids. The record is from RefSeq and is a predicted model, not a curated record. Gene Ontology annotation, cellular component: nucleus.